This is a messenger RNA of Hibiscus syriacus, 2370 nucleotides long. Its product is annotated as basic leucine zipper 25-like. The record is from RefSeq and is a predicted model, not a curated record. NCBI's taxonomy places the organism in Eukaryota, Viridiplantae, Streptophyta, Magnoliopsida, Malvales, Malvaceae. The transcript is spliced from 2 exons. The coding region runs from base 37 to 507 and encodes 156 amino acids.
AAGAGAGAGAGAAGGAAAAGCAUUCCACAGAAAACGAUGAAUCCUGUGUUUUCGGUUGACGAUUUCUCCUACUGCUUCUGGGCGGCUCCGGCCUCCAACGCUGCAGCUGGGAUGAGCCGAAGCCAUUCCGAGUGGGCCUUGGAAAGGUUUCUGGAAGAAGUUUCUGGUGCGGGAGACAAUGUGAUUGGUCCGUCCUUGGAGCCACCUCAGCCGUCCAUUUCGAAAGCUGAAGAAGGUGUCGGAGAUGCUGACGCGGUGGAGAUCGAAAGGCCUAACAACCAGAAUCAUAAUCCUCCUCCGUCUGAUCCAAAACCGACAGUCCCAAUUAAUUCGGAUGAUUUCCGCGCGAUCCUCGAGAGCAAGCUCGAACUAGAAUGCGCCGCGGUUGUUCUUUCUCGUGCGUUAGCUGUGAAGGCAGAAGAUUCGUCUGCUCAAGCUGAAAAUCACACGUUUCAAUCGGGAUCAAAAGUUCAAGGCAUGCUUCUGCUUUUCAUGCAGCUUAUUUGAUUUGAAAAUCAUGAGCUUCAAUUUUGGGUGAUUAGUAGUGGUUUACUUAUGAGAUUGUUUUGUUAUAAUGGGUGGUUGCAACCAUUAACGUUGAUCUUUGAGUUUUACUUUAUAUCUGUUUGCAUGACCCACUGAGCUGUAAAUAUUCGUAAUAGAAACUAAAAAUUUCAGUCAGGUUUUGGGAGGGCUCGGUGUUCCAAGUUCUAUACAGUCUUCAGAUUUGCUUGGUCUGCGGUGUGCAAGCCGAAGAAUUUGGGAGGGCUCGGUGUUCCAAAUCUGAAUCUUAUGAAUAGAACAUUGUUGGGUAAGUGGGCGUGGAAAUUUGCUAGCGAGAAGGAUUCGUGGUGGAAGAGAGCAAUCUGUUGUAAAAACAAUAUGGAUCCGAGAUCUUUUAAGUUGAAAAUUUUGAUACAUUCUCAAGCCUCAUGGAUGUGGAAAGGUGUGAUAAAAAAUUGUUCGUCUAGCGAUGAUUUUGGGGUGUGCUUUAGAAAUCAUGUGCUUUUAGAAGUUGGGUCGGGGAGGGAUAUCUCCUUUUGGCAUGAUAGUUGGGUGGGUAAUAUUCUCCUUAGAGAGGGAUUUCUGCGUAUGAUUGCACUUUCCUUAAGCAAAGAUGGGAAAAUUGAAGCCUUUAGGAAACAAUCCCCUUCGGGAUGGUGGUGGGAUGUUCAAAUGAGGAGGGAGCUAGCGGAUUGGGAGAUGGAACUGUGCGUGGAAUUGAAUGCGUUGCUUUGCAAUUUGUCGAACGAGUCUUUUAAGGAUGAUUGUUGUGUGUGGUCAGGAAAUGGGGAGGGUUCCUAUUCGGUUAGCUCUUGCAUGAAGCUUAUGAAUGCUUCAUCUGAAAAUGAUCUGUUAUGGUCUAAGAAAGUUUGGUUUGGUGUGGCUCCCCCUCGUGUUGAAACCUUUGUUUGGCAAGUUUUUCAUCAGAAGGUGGCAGUCAAAGUGUAGUUGGUAAAACGUGGUGUUUCGCUUGAAGAUUCACUUUGCCCUCUUUGUGGUUUGGCUCCUGAAUCGGUAGGUCAUUUAUUUGUUUCAUGUGGAGUGGCAUGGGAUCUUUGGACGAAAUUUUUGAGAUUGUGGAAUGUGCAGUUCGCUUUGCCUGAUAAUCCUGCUCAGCUUUUUUCUGUUUGGGGGAAUUUAGUUCCGAGGUCGAACAUUUGGAUUUUUAUCCCAGGUGCAGUUGUGUGGCCGAUUUGAAAAUUUAGGAAUGAGGUUGUCUUUGAGAAAAAGAAGCUUGAUUCGGCAAAUUUAUACUUCUUAACUAUGUAUAGAAUUUCAGCGUGGUUUUGGGUAAAAUUUCCCAAAAUUUUGAUUCCUUUUGACUGUCUUGUGGGGGAUCCUUCUAUGGCUGAUCAUUGGUCAAGCUGUCCAAGAGUUACAUCUGCCUCCUCGUCAUGGUGUUCUCCUCCUGCUGGUUUUUUCAAAGUUAAUGUCGAUGGGGCUAUGGAUAAUCAAUGGAGCAGAGGGGGUAUUGGUGGUAGACUUAGAGAUUCAGAUUGUCCUGUGUUGGGGUCCUUUUCUGAAAGUGUUGGUUUUGGGCCUCCUAUUUUGGCGGAGCUUUUGGCGUUGAAGUCUGGUUUAAGGCUAUUUAUGGAUUCCGCUUGGAGCAGAAUGGGGCGUCUAAUCCUAGAAUCCGAUUGUGCCAAAGCUGUGGAAUAAAUCAAAGGGCCUGGUUCUUGCUCUCCCUUGUUUGUCUCUGUAGUGAAGGAGAUCGUUGCUUCAGUUUUGGAGAGAAAUGUGAUUUUGAGAGUCAUUCCGAGAAGUGCUAACUGGGAGGCGGAUAAUUUAGCUAAAACAGGAAUUGGUUAAUGUUGUCUGUUUGGUACCGAAAAUGUAAAACUAAAUAUCAUGCAGUGCUUUCAUAGA